GCAUAAUGCUAAAUGAUUUUAAGAUUUGAUAUAGUCCGUGAAUAAUGGUGGUCAUAAUAAACCACUACUGCAUGACUCCCUUUGGAGUCCGGGUCCACUUGUUCAUACAUCCACUGUUGCUAAAAUAUGCUUUUGGACAAGUCAGAGAGACAAUAUACAUACAAACUCAAAACUCUCCUUUAUCUGUCUGUAAUAUCCACACUUUUAUGUGUUUGUAAUCGCAUUUAUAUCUAGCCUAUUGUUUUUUUUAAGGCUCGGAAUGUAACCUUUUUCAAUUCGAAAAUCAAUUUUUAAUGUUGAAUUCAAACUUUUGACAGGGAGAAAAAAAAGGGAUCCCCCGGAUAGAUUCCCAGAUGACGUCAUCUCACCUGCCGUAUGUGAUCUUCUCACCUGCAUGGCAUUGCAGAGUACUUCAUUUAGUUUUGAUUCUCGUUGCGGUUGCCAGGGCAGUGGGUGGGUCCCGCGCUGCUUUGUCGUCCUCGCCAACGUGAGGGCGAGGCGGUGAGAGGUGAGGGGGUUCUCCGACGAUCGCUUGCUCGCUACGGCGCGUCGACGCCGCCACCCUCUCCGCGUCCUCGCCGCGCGCCGUUGGGCUUCUCCGCGCGCCAUUCGGUCCAAGCAGCGCGACAUCCUACGCCACCGACCACCGGUCGCAAGCAUCGGCCCCCUCUCCGGUCUCCGCGUACGUCCUCGCUGCCGCUGCAGUCAUGGCGGUGUUCAAGAUGAUCCGCCGUUUGGUGGUCUCCUCGCUCCCUCACGCCCGGAUUCUCACCGGCGCCUCCUCGUCGGCGACGCCCGCGGCAACUCCUCCUGCUUCCACCGUCUUCUUCGUCAACACCUCGCCCUCUUCAGCGGCGACGCUCACCGCCAGCGCCUCUUCGUCGGCGACGUCCGCGGCGACCUCCCUCGCCUCCGCGACCUCCCGCGCCUCCCCGUCGGCGACCUCCCGCUCCUCCCUCGUCUCCAUCGUCACCGACUCGCUCUCUGCGGCGGCGACUCUCACCGCCAACGCGUUCUCGUCGGUGACGUCGGCGGCGACUCCUCCCGCCUUCCUCGCCUCCGUCUUCACCACCGCGCCCUCUACAGCGGCGACUCUUGCCGGCAGCUCCUCCUCGUCGGUGACGUCCGCGGCGACCUCGCCCGCCUCACUCCUCUCGGCAUCUUCUCUGCCCUGGACGUCGUCGUGGCCGCUAACACCGCCACCGAACAGGGCCCUUGCUGUCUUCUCACCAUCGCCGCGAUCUACUUGGACAAGAUCCUCGGCUACAUCGAUGACUUCCAUGCGGCUCCAGAACAAGGCGUAUUGCAGCAGCAGCAGCAAUGCACCAACACAGGAUGAACUUCCUGAAGAUGUGAUAAAAUACGAUAGCAUUCUACAAUCCUCCCGUUCUGCUAUUCCAUUUGUGCACCCGAUAGAGUAUUUGCAGGGUCAUGCAGUGUUCUUUAGUAUUCCAGGGGACGUGCAACUUCUGGGUGAAACUUACCUACCAAAGGGGCAAAUGCUGAUUUCACCGAAAGAACAACUCAUGUUCACAGGCAGGGGAAGUGUGUUUGCGCAGUCAUAUCUUGAGGAGAUUUAUGUGAUGCUUUUACAAGGAAAAUGUCUUCACAAACCUCUUAGCAUGGAUGACAUGGUAGUCAGUGCCCUUGGCAGAGUUCAUUUGAGAGAUGGAAUUCUUAUGAGGCCUAUAGCUGAGUCUCGCAGAGCUGCAAUCAUCAAUUCUACCUGGUUUGAAGCUAUGAAGCUCCUGAAACAAAUGCUUGCGUACGCAAAUCCACAUAAUUUCGAUCUUCCACCUGACUUCCUGCACCUUUGCAAUACUAUGGAAAACCGAUAUGAACCAAAGGGCAUGAACAUACCUUAUCAUGCAUCAUUGUUACCCCUCCACUCGAGGCAGCAGGCUCUACUUGAUGCAUUUAACUUGCUGACAAACAGGAUGAACUUCAGAUAUGCAUCUUGGAUUUCUUGUGAAUUGCCUCAUAGGACGGAGUGGCCGCAAGUUCUGCACGGGAACAACUUCCUGCGACAGUGGUUCCGCGACAAACAAUGGCUGAAUGAUGAUGGUACAAUCAAAGUACCCACUGGUAUUGAGUUCUUGUGGGCCCACAGAGUGCUUUGUUGUCAUUCGGAUGACUAUGCCAGGAAGGGUGUUUGCAUGUACACUUGGGAACAGCUGCACCUUCUAAUCCAUGGUAAAAAUCCCUUGGUUCUACCUGAUCUGCACCUGAAGCUCAUGAGGGCAGGUCUUCUCCACUUACUGGACCCGGCAAGAUUAUUUGCCUAUACCACCAAGAGAGCAGAAGAUUUUCCCCUACCCCACCCAACAUCCUGAAAGAGUCCAUAUAGGCACUGAUCGGCCUAGCAACGAUGAGGGAGGAUAGCAAGAAUGCUAACUGGGAAUGGUUAUGUUUGAAAUGUUUCUUAGGCUCUUAACACUGUUUUUGCUUUGCACUUCUGGUAUCAUUUUCGUUUCUGUUAUCACUUUUGUUUUGACGUAAGUGGUGCACAAUAUUACUCAUUCUGAUUUGUGAAGAAAAACUCGAUUCAAAUUGUGGACUGCAUGAGUGUUGGACCAUGUAAAUUGUGCUGUUGCGUGACCAUGACCAAUGAACCAUGUGUUUGGCACUUGAAUCCUAUGCUACCAAAAUUUCAGUUGUACGUAGAGAACAAAUAGUUCGAUUACAAUGUUUCAAGGUGAUUGAAGAAUUACAGAUACUCUUGUCAUCACUUGAAGAGUCUGCUCUUAUUCACAGCCAUUUUUUCUUCUUCAGAUAUUGUAUGUAUACAGAAGGACAUGAUGCAAUAUACUGAGAGCAAAUAACAAAAAUUCAGUAAUUUUCUGAAAUGGGAAAGGAAAAACAAAGCUUCAGCAGUCUAAAUUCAUGCCUAGCAUGCACAUGCGAGCUCAACAGAAGCCACACUGACAUCUGCGUUGCAUACAUGCCUCUUCGUUCUAAUGCCAAAUCCAAUCUUGUAAGCAUGUACGAUGACAAAUGGGCCCAUCUGUGUCUAUAAAAUAUGGACCCAGUAUCAUUACAGUAAAGGUUAAUGUUUGCAGUGUUAUUAUUGUAAAUCUCCCGGAGUAUGUUGUAUGACUGCUUUGCAUCUUGUUCAGAACGAAGGAUCUGUUGGUUGCAAUACUCCAUGCUUUGCAUCAAGAUUCGGUCUCACUCUCGUCUUCCUCCCUCUCGGUGUCUCCGCCCCGCCGUCACCGAUCUCCCGCCUCCCGCCUCCGCCGCCGGCGACUGCUCCCGCGCCCGCUCCCCGUCGUUGCUUCCGUUCCGCAGAUCGAUUUCCUUCAAUGGCGGCGGCGGAGGAGGGGCAGUGGGUGCUCAUGGCCACCGGCCGAUCUCCCACCAACAUCGCCGUCAUCAAGUACUGGGGGAAGAGGGACGAGGCGCUCAUCCUCCCCGUCAACGACAGCAUCAGCGUCACCCUCGACCCCGACCACCUCUCCGCCACCACCACCGUCGCCGUCAGCCCUUCCUUCCCCUCCGACCGGAUGUGGCUCAACGGCAAGGAGAUCUCCUUGUCAGGAGGGAGGUUCCAGAGCUGCCUCAGGGAGAUCCGGAAGCGUGCUCAAGAUGUCGAGGAUGAGAAGAAGGGGAUCAGGAUCAAGAAAGAGGACUGGGGGAAGCUACAUGUACACAUAGCAUCGUACAACAACUUCCCCACUGCUGCUGGUUUGGCCUCUUCGGUUGCUGGCUUGGUUUGUUUUGUUUUCACCCUUGGAAAUCUAAUGAAUGUGAAAGAAGAUUAUGGUGAACUUUCUUCCAUAGCAAGGCAAGGGUCUGGAAGUGCAUGCCGCAGUAUAUAUGGGGGAUUCGUGAAAUGGUGUAUGGGAAAAAAUAAUGAUGGAAGUGACAGCAUAGCUGUACAACUUGCUGAUGAGGCACACUGGAAUGAUCUUGUUAUUAUCAUAGCAGUGGUCAGUUCAAAGCAGAAGGAAACAAGUAGCACUAGUGGGAUGCGAGACAGUGUUGAAACAAGUCCCCUUUUGCAAUAUAGGGCCCAGAUGGUGCGAUGAUGCAGUGGGCGGCGGAGGCGGAGACGUGCAACUACCCAAUCUACAAGUGCGAGGGGGUGUGCUACAAGAGAGGCAAGUGCAACGCCUGCUGCAAGCAGCUCGGCUUCCUGGGCGGCAUGCUCUGCCUCUGCUGCCACGAGGACGACGACCAGCCGCCGCCCUCCUCCACUCACCUCCCCGUCGCCGCCAUCGAUCACGAUCACGAUCACGCCGCCGACAUGCCAUGAUCAUCAUUCAUCCAUCUAUAUAUUGCUUAUUUGCAUGCACUGCAGAUACCAAUCUCAUCUCCUACUCCCAUGUAUAGUUGGAGUACAUAUAUAUGUUGGCUGGAUCAUGAGCCACCGGAUGUGAUGUGAGCAAUUAAUAAUAAUAAUAAUAAUAAUAAUAAUAAUAAUAAUAA
This is a messenger RNA of Oryza sativa Japonica Group (Japanese rice), 4428 nucleotides long. The record is from RefSeq and is a predicted model, not a curated record. NCBI's taxonomy places the organism in Eukaryota, Viridiplantae, Streptophyta, Magnoliopsida, Poales, Poaceae.